This is a messenger RNA of Fonsecaea erecta, 1038 nucleotides long. RefSeq lists its product as hypothetical. The record is from RefSeq and is a predicted model, not a curated record. The transcript is spliced from 2 exons. NCBI's taxonomy places the organism in Eukaryota, Fungi, Ascomycota, Eurotiomycetes, Chaetothyriales, Herpotrichiellaceae. Bases 1 to 1038 code for a protein of 345 amino acids.
AUGGAUGAUUAUCCCAGCCGUACUGCGAGCACGGGUUGCUCUAGCCCUCGCGGGUGCGACCUGCCCGGAAAUCCGACGAGCCAGCCCCUACCGCCAGGCCGCAAGAGGAAGGCUGCCAGUCAGGGUGAGCCACCCCAGUGGCGAUUCAUCGAGGCCGCCCGGCCGUCUAUUCGCUAUCGGAGCGAGACUAAUCCGCCCCUCGCAAAGAAGGCUCGUGGAACGAGUUCGACAAUUUCCCCCUCGCUCCUAUCCGUUAUCGACCUAACCGAAAUCUCGUCCGAAGACGACAUGGACGCUCCUCUCCCUUCGGCGGCCGGGGAUGUGGCGAUGUUCCAUCCCCACAACUCAGCGGAACCGUCGACCUCGUCUGAGAGCUCUAAUGUCUUCGAUGGCGUAUUCUCGCCCCUCAAGAAGUCACGCUCUUCAUCUAUCUCGUCCAGAAGCGGAUCCCAUACUUAUUGUGGCGAGGAAAAGGGCCUAGGUCGAAUCUGGGAACCGACGAGUCCCUCGGACGUCCUAGACAACGACUCGAAUUUCGACACUCUGUUCGAUCAGUAUAUCCGGCCGCUCUCGCCUUCGCCCUCCCCCGCCCCUAAACCCGCGCCGUCUUCUCCGCCACUCAACGAUGCAGUGAGUAAUCUUAGCGGAUCGACCAUCGUAGAUGGUCCACUCGAUCCCAUUCGUGGCAAUGCGGAUUCUCACCCUAAACAACUCGACUCUUCGACCAUAGAAGACAUACCAGGGAGGGCCUGUGCUCGGGAUCGAGGAGACGCAUCCCUCGUUGACGGCACGCGUCUCCGACUUCGUGUCAGCGAACCUAAGAUCAUCCUUCGCCUGAAGCUACCGGCCACUACGCGAGCGGGAAUGGAGAAAGGCAAGGGAGGGAAGUCAAGGGAUACAAUGGUGCAAGGAACUCAACGGGGGAGGGUAAAGAAGGGAACCAAGGUCGAGAAGACAAAGAAAGGAACCAACGUCGGGCAGGCAAAGAAGGGGACCAAGAGUGAGAAGGCGAAGACGGAAAAGAAGAGAAUUAUAUAA